UGUAUUUACUCAACAGAACGACUAGCAGAGAGAAGAAAGAACGGCGCGCGGAGGCCCGGCCCGACCGCGCAUGCGCCGAUCCCCCGGGCGCGCCCGCUCGAUGUCUCGGCCUGCGGCUGCCGCUGUCUAACCGCUCCAGGCCGGAGCGAGUGCUGCCGGAGCGCGGCCCCCUCGCUGCCCCUCAGCCCGCGUCUCCGCCGGCAGGAAGCAUGUUCCGCAACCAGUACGAUAACGACGUGACGGUGUGGAGCCCCCAGGGGCGAAUUCAUCAAAUAGAAUAUGCCAUGGAAGCUGUGAAGCAAGGCUCAGCCACUGUGGGGCUGAAGUCAAAAACACAUGCUGUUCUGGUUGCUUUAAAGCGGGCACAGUCUGAGCUGGCAGCUCAUCAGAAAAAGAUCCUGUACGUUGACAACCAUAUUGGAAUCUCAAUUGCCGGGCUUACAGCUGAUGCAAGACUCUUGUGUAAUUUUAUGCGUCAGGAGUGUCUGGAUUCUAGAUUUGUGUUUGAUAGACCUCUUCCAGUGUCUCGUUUGGUGUCACUAAUUGGAAGCAAAACGCAGAUACCAACGCAGCGCUAUGGCAGAAGACCAUAUGGUGUAGGACUGCUCAUUGCAGGUUAUGAUGAUAUGGGCCCUCACAUCUUCCAAACUUGUCCCUCAGCAAACUAUUUUGACUGUAAAGCAAUGUCCAUUGGUGCUCGUUCGCAAUCAGCACGAACUUACUUGGAAAGACACAUGACUGAAUUUACUGAUUGUAAUCUAAAUGAGCUAGUUAAACAUGGACUGCGUGCCCUGAGAGAGACUCUUCCUGCUGAACAGGAUCUGACCACCAAGAAUGUUUCCAUUGGGAUUGUUGGCAAAGACAUGGAGUUCACGAUCUAUGACGAUGAUGAUGUAGCACCAUUCCUAGAAGGCCUUGAGGAGAGACCGCAGAGGAAGCCUGCUCUGCCUGCUGAUGAGCCUGCAGAGAAGGCAGAAGAGCCCAUGGAGCACUAAUUGGUGGACAGGUUCCUUUGUGCUGCCAUACGUGAUGCUGUACCGGAGCGUUUAUCCACGGGUGGUAACUUUAUCCUCAGCUCUAUGCCUCUUAUGCUGAUACGUACUGAGGAUUGCUUUUAAAAAAGAAAUAAACCCACUCACCUAUCCUUAA
Tympanuchus pallidicinctus (lesser prairie-chicken) is the source of this 1149-nucleotide messenger RNA. It is a transcript of the gene PSMA1, whose product is annotated as proteasome 20S subunit alpha 1. The transcript is spliced from 10 exons. The record is from RefSeq and is a predicted model, not a curated record. Gene Ontology annotation, biological process: ubiquitin-dependent protein catabolic process. Bases 210 to 995 code for a protein of 261 amino acids. Lineage: Eukaryota; Metazoa; Chordata; Aves; Galliformes; Phasianidae. Gene Ontology annotation, cellular component: nucleus; proteasome core complex; proteasome core complex, alpha-subunit complex.